GUUGUUAUAUACAUUUUUUUGUGUGGCCUCGUCGUCGCCGUCGUCGUUUCGUUUUCGCAAAAACCAAAAAAAAAAGAAUUUUUAACAAAAUAUCAAAAGAAAAAAAUAGAACAAUAAACUUAUAAGUCUGAAAAAAGUGUAUUUCUUUUUUUAUUUUUCUACAAAAAAACCAAUCCAACAGAGAUAUCCAAGUGCAAAAAAGUCUGCUCCGCGUGUGCAUAUUUUUCUCUUCUCUUCAAAACAACAAGAAAAAAAAAAAAGUUACCGACCGACAGUAAAAAAAAAUAGAAAGAAAAAUCGUGUAUCUCCUCGAAUUCGCAAACUAAAUUUGGAAUUCAAAAGCAGAAAAAUGAUGUGAAAGCCAACCAAAAAGACUAUAAAUAAAGAAGAAGAAAAUUUUCCUUAGUUUUUUUUUUAUUUAUUUUUGUUUGUUUGAAUUUUAUUUUUUUGUUCUUUUUCUGGUUUUUAAUUUAUAUUAAGUUUGUUCCAACAAACUUUUUUUUAUUUCUUAACAAAAAAAGAAAGAAAACCAAUCGAAUCAAAGUUAUGUCAUCCACCGCUGGUAAACGUAAAGAAAUCUACAAAUAUUUGGCACCAUGGCCUCUUUACUCAAUGAACUGGAGUGUUCGUCCAGAUAAAAGAUUUCGCCUUGCACUCGGCAGUUUCAUUGAAGAAUAUAACAAUAAAGUCCAAAUAAUUAGUUUAGAUGAAGAGACAAGCGAAUUUAGUCCUAAAAGCACCUUCGAUCAUCCAUAUCCAACGACAAAAAUUAUGUGGAUACCGGAUUCGAAAGGCAUAUAUCCGGACUUGCUAGCAACUAGUGGUGAUUAUCUGCGAGUUUGGCGUGCUGGAGAACCUGACACAAGACUAGAAUGCGUACUAAACAACAACAAAAACAGUGAUUUCUGUGCACCAUUAACAUCGUUCGAUUGGAACGAAGUAGAUCCAAAUCUCGUUGGCACAUCAUCAAUCGACACAACUUGCACAAUAUGGGGACUAGAAACCGGACAACCUCAUGGACGAGUCUAUGUCGCUGGACAUGUCAAAACACAACUUAUUGCUCACGACAAAGAAGUGUACGAUAUUGCAUUUUCAAGAGCGGGUGGCGGCCGCGAUAUGUUCGCUUCAGUUGGUGCUGAUGGCUCAGUGCGUAUGUUCGACUUAAGACACUUGGAACACUCAACUAUUAUAUAUGAGGAUCCAGCUCAUACGGCUUUACUUAGAUUAGCCUGGAAUAAACAGGAUCCAAAUUAUUUAGCAACUGUAGCGAUGGAUUCGUGUGAAGUUAUUAUUUUAGAUGUUCGUGUUCCUUGUACACCUGUUGCAAGACUGAGCAAUCAUAGAGCGUGCGUAAACGGUAUAGCGUGGGCGCCGCACAGUUCCUGUCACAUAUGCACUGCCGGUGAUGAUCACCAAGCACUGAUUUGGGAUAUUCAGCAAAUGCCACGUGCAAUUGAGGAUCCAAUUUUAGCAUACACUGCAGCUGAGGGAGAAGUUAAUCAAAUCCAAUGGGGUGCAACACAACCCGAUUGGAUUGCUAUAUGUUACAACAAAGCGUGUGAAAUAUUACGCGUAUAAAACCAUUUUAUAAACAAAACAAAAAACAACAAUACAUACGCGCAUAUAAAACAUCCCAUACAAAAAAAAAACGUUCUUUUUCCCUUCUCCUCUUUCACCAUCACAAUGCACAUAAAACACUCAUGAAAGCAUCUUUGAUUUGUAAUUUAUUCAUCCCUUAUAAGUUUAAAUUUUAUUUUUAGUUUAUGAAAAGAAUUAUAAAAAAAAAGAAGUAAUUAUUAUGACAAUGACUGUGUACAUCAAAACAAAAAAAAACAAAAAAAAAACACCAUCGAGAAUGAGAGUAUAAUUAUUUUAAUUUUACGUUUAAGUAUAAAUAUGCAACUUUUUUUAGAGUUGAAUCUGUUAUUUUUCUUUCUUCUUGAUGGGAUGUAGAAGAAAGUGGUAAUAUAAUAAUUUUUAAUUUAACAACAUUAAUUUUAAGUAU
Messenger RNA from Episyrphus balteatus (marmalade hoverfly), 2005 nucleotides. RefSeq names its product DDB1- and CUL4-associated factor 7 (gene wap). Bases 547 to 1578 code for a protein of 343 amino acids. The record is from RefSeq and is a predicted model, not a curated record. The transcript is spliced from 7 exons. NCBI's taxonomy places the organism in Eukaryota, Metazoa, Arthropoda, Insecta, Diptera, Syrphidae. Gene Ontology annotation, molecular function: protein binding. Gene Ontology annotation, cellular component: nucleus.